This is a messenger RNA of Spirometra erinaceieuropaei, 4345 nucleotides long. NCBI's taxonomy places the organism in Eukaryota, Metazoa, Platyhelminthes, Cestoda, Diphyllobothriidea, Diphyllobothriidae. The record is from the annotation of a GenBank genome assembly.
AUGCUCUUCAGCACCGAGGGCGUCCUCCUCACACAUACCGGUGUCAUCGAUGACAAUGAGAAAACGAAGGCAGCAAUUGUUGCGAACAUUUGGAAUAUUUACCAGAAACAACUAGAACUGAGUGAAUGCGUAAGUUAAGUCCUGAAGUGAAGGACGCUGCUAACUUUUGUACUCUGAACGUAGCCCCCGUAUCCAGCAAGGACUGAUGCGAAGGGUUCACAGUAUGCCCUUUUUGUAAGACAGCCCUAUCCUUACAAUUGUUAUAAAUAGUAGUAAAAAUGCGUUUCCCAGGUAACAUCGGAACAAAAGAGGGGUGCAUUUGUACUCUAAAGUUUCAAGUAGCGAAUUCAUCUACCCAUUUCCGGAAACUGGAGAAUUCGACCUACUCACUUUGUAUGACUGCGGCUCGCGCCGGUAUUGCGCUUUAUGCUUAAAUCACCGAAGUGAGCUUGGCUAUUGCCAUCGUUAAUCUGCAAUUGAUGACAUAGGAUAAUAUAAAGGAUGGACUCUCAUUCCACGUCGUCUUCCAUUAGCACGACGACUGACUGGCAACAAAAGUAUACAUGGGAUCGACCAACACGCUGGAAAUACUGUGUUACAACAGCAACUGGAUUUUGGUCACAUUAACGAGAAAGAUCAUUCCGAGUGCGCAUUGACUACUUUCGAGUCAAUGGAGCUUAUAACAAGGAAGUGCGCAUUGUCUACCUCUCUUUCUCGCUAAAACUUACCUUGACCGAGUGUGACAAGAAGCAAGCAGGUGGACAGAGUUUCCAUUGCCAGUACUGGUGAACCAGAUUUCCGAAUUAUCAAAAACCGACAUCGAUGGCAAGCUCACGACAAUCAUCUCAGACGCGGACGACCAAAUAAUUAUCGCACCAAAUACGAGCAUCUGCAGUGAAUGCGAGAGCUGUUGAUUUCACUAGGUGUGAGGCCACGUAGCACUUGACCUCUGAAUUCUGUACCUCCUGUGCGUUCUUCACCUUUAUUGCUGUCUCUAGUUAUGGGUCCGAGCGUGAAUCCAAAACGUCUGACAAGCAAAGUUCCUAUUUAUUUUUUCCUUCUGCUUCCUGCAACUUACCCCCCUCCUUUGUACGGCACCGAUUGUUGCAUCGUUCAUAUUUGUCAUCCACGUCCCUGGACUUCACGCGUUGGUAAUUGCUCAGUUUAUGACCGCUGUAUUACUCUCGUCACCUCUGUUCUUAUCUGACCGGUGGUCCAGGUGUUCACAUCCAUCCGUGUUCAAGCCCCAUAUAUGUGGGUUACCUCUUUAAAACACGCUUUAAUAAGGCAGUUUGCUGACGGGUGUCUGUGUGGUUUACUUUUUUCCAAGGUAAAGUAAAACCGGAACGUUUGGCCGGCUUUUUUGCUUCCCAGGAAAAUGAUGCCAAUUUUACUGCUUCAAGCGAAAUAAUCCACUUUCAUCUUUACACUGGAGUCGUUUUCAUUAUAUUCGCAUAUUUUAGGGUUUCGUUCUAUGAUUAUACAGACACAGCACUGUGGCCAUAAAAAAAACUAAGAGAUUGCUAAAACCUGCCCAUCUGCCCGUUCCGUUUCUAAAUUACGUGUUAGUGAAAAGUAGACCAUACAAAAGACAUCUUGCCAUAUGCUUAAAAGUUAACCUAGCCACCUGGCGGAGGACCUUUUCGUGGUAAGUUAUUAAGUAUUCGUAAAGGACGGAAAAUGUCAAUACGUUUGGAUGGAUUGACUGUAAACGUUAUUACUGCGUUUUAGGGCGAGAACUUAUGCAGAUUUGUAAACUGGAUGUUUAACAAUCGAUAAAAUGUCUGGUCUUCUAAAAAUAACUUUCUUGUGUUCAUCCUGCUCCAUCCAAUUUACGUAGAGAUAAAAGUCAGUUUCAAAAUGCCGCGAAUUCUGCUUGGUAUUGUUCGUGUUUAGAUUACUCUCCCCAAAUAAAGAAACACAUGUUAGUUGAGGAAAAGUACUGGUUUUGGAAACUGCCCGAAUAUAAGCUAACGUAAAUUUGACUGACAAAAUUAUUUAUAUACGUUUCCUGCAUAUAAAAAGGGCCAUUGUCGAGGACGGAGUAGACGAAUAAAUAAAACGUUCAGCCGAAAGCCGAUUGUCUCAAUUUUCGUCAUGGUUCAUGAGUUAGGUCGCAUACUGUUGUUAGACGUCGCACUGCUGCCUCGGGUCUGUUAGCGACGAACGGCUGCUCCGUUUGCGGUCUUAACGGAGGCGAGUGUUCUAAACUGUUCUGAUUGUUGUGCUGUUUGCCUUUAAAUUUCCCCGAGUCCAAUGCUGCAUUCUACAAAGCCAUGGCAUAUCCAAUAAAAAGAGUUCGUUUGCAUUAUCGUCCGCUUUGCGGCAAUGCAUUUUGGUGACCUUCCUUUAGACCAUCGUUUUAGAGGCCCCAUUGAAACAUCGAUGAAUCAGAAGGACCAGGAAGGGCAGUUGACUGGUUUCCCUACCUCAGGAAAUGCAAAAUUCAAGAAACCCGCCCGAGGUCGACGAAGGUCGACAGUUUGUCUGCAUGCAUAAUAACGUUGGCGAGGUAAUUACUCACAGACGCAUAAACACUGCACCACGAGGACAGUAGAGCAGGGAAAAUCGACUAAGUAGUUAUCAGGCCCAUUGCCAAUGCUUAUGUUGGGGACGCAACUAUUGCCAAGUCGAACGCGAACUACCAAGAAAAUGUCAUGCUGAUUCCAAGCACCCGCGACGAAUACUCAGCAUUCAAAGACUCCAGCCUGGUUACCGAUGCGGCCGCAUAUCAAGCGUUCCGUAAAAACUGCAAGUCUUUGUCUCGUUAGUUUUUGCCGAUGUAUGAAUCCAAAAUUUCGGACUGAUAAAGAUUUUGUUUCAAAUACACUUCUCACAAUGGACUGGGCCAGAAGGACUUUGUAGCCAUCCCUCAAGUUAUUUGCUCUGUCAGAGAUACACGCACAAACACACGACAUUUUCUGCCACCCUCCUUCCCCAUUGAAGGGGAGGAUGCAUCGAUCAAGCAUUUGCCCCUUGACAGAUCACACAACCACGCUCUCUUUUGUGGCUUAAGGCGAUUGAAAACAUUCGUUGAACAAAUACCUCAGAGCGCUCUGUAAGCUGCUUGCCUUCCCCUCAAAUUGUCGGAGCUAACAAAGUAAGGCGUGACAUGUGCUUUGAAUUUUCGGCGAUCCCAUCUACCUCGGCUCCGUCAUUCUGGUAACGAGGGCCAUCAGGAAGAUAUGAAAUGUCGCGCACCUUUUACGUUGUAUGCUGUUUUCAGAAGUGCACGUGUUCCCGUUCCGAACCUGGUCGGACACGGUAAUACGGUUCCCUCAAUACUACAAGUGGCCUCGCACUAAAUUCAGGGGCUUCCUACCCCGACUUCAUAACUUCAACUCCAACACUACUCUAAGCCAAACUCUCCUUGCCGCAACCCCAACACUAACCUUCAUAAACCUGGCCCUAACGGCAACCCUAAUUCUAACCCUGCCAACCCUAACACCUAACAAUAACCCCUCCACCCCUAAAAUUUAGGGGCAGGACCACCUGCAAUACGGAGGGAGAGGAGGGGGAGGGAGUGCAUAUUUCCGUGCCCAGCCUCGCACCUCGGUUACCGUACUUGUGAUGCUGCUCAACUGUUACAAAACGUGACCUCUCUUUGCUGACUCACACUAACUGGCCAAGACUCUGUAACACUUGGUACAGUCGGAGUGGUUCACGGUACUGUUAUCGGCUGCUCCUCGCAGAGUGGUGCCCUCUUCCCAUAAUGACAGUGGUCUAGUUAACGCAAGAAAGGGGAGCUGCUUGACGAGUUUUUUGAGCGUGGUUUUCACGCGAUUUAGUGUCUAUCACACGUCUUCCGGGCCCAUUUUUGCCAAUAUGUUGCUGCAUUUACGCUCGCCUGCGCUGGCAUUUACGCGUAAGUUCUGCGACUUCACGCUCACACUCUAUGUUUCAUAAGUCUUUGCCCCAGACUUGUUGUUAAUUUCUCAGAAAACUUCAUUAGAUGCAUUUUGCUUGUUGUAAGAAAGUUGCAACAUCUUUUCCUACCAAAGGGACGUCAGCCCAUGACUGUUACUAAUAAACGUGCUUCUUGAUUUGAGACCCUAUCUCAUCGUCACCACCUUCCAACCAGCGCUUGGAUGACCCACUUAUAAUAUUGCAACCCUACCUACAUUAUGAUCCGUUUUUGGCUUUACAAGGAACACUUUAUGAAUUACAGGAAACGGUCCAAGAAAUAAUAAUCGAGCUGACUCACGGAAGACUGGUCUUCACCAAGGUCGCCUCCAUUUUGAUUUGCAUUCACGGUUCCAAGGACACUGGCCUGGGCCUACUGAGGACGAAGAUAAACUCCCUGGUCGAGAACCUUCAGGGUCCACUCUCAUUUCUCACCUCCUAG